Molecule: messenger RNA, 5922 nt
Organism: Brassica oleracea var. oleracea
Lineage: Eukaryota; Viridiplantae; Streptophyta; Magnoliopsida; Brassicales; Brassicaceae
Product: 1-phosphatidylinositol-3-phosphate 5-kinase FAB1B
Exons: 11
Coding region: 386-5671 (1761 amino acids)
Biological process (GO): phosphatidylinositol phosphate biosynthetic process
Cellular component (GO): endosome membrane
Molecular function (GO): 1-phosphatidylinositol-3-phosphate 5-kinase activity; ATP binding; metal ion binding
Source: RefSeq, a predicted model, not a curated record
CGCGGAUUAUUGACGAUGUCGCUAUCCCUGCCAUGAAUUAUCAGUCAAUCAAAAACAGAAGACGAUCUUCUCCUUCUCGUGACUCCUCAAGCUUUCUCUUUUAGGUAAAUCCCAUGCGAUCACUUCAUUUGGGUUUCCAAAAAUUUCGAAUUUCGAUUUCAAUUCUACAGAUGAUUGAUCCCUGAUGAUGAUGAAUUUGCUCGAUUUUGAAAAGAAAAAAAAAACGUUUCUUUGAUCGCCCCCAAUUGAUUUCGUGAUAAUUGGAUCCGGACCAAAGCAUUGUUUUAGCGUUUAUCUCUCUUGUUUUGAUUUUGAUUAGGGUAAAGUUUUGGAUUUCUAUAGACUUCCCAUGACCGUCAUAGCAUUAUGGUUGGGGAGGUUUUAGAUGGAUACAAGAGAUAGUAGUAGUAACAAGACACUCUCCGAGAUUGUGGGUCUGGUCAAAUCCUGGAUCCCCUGGCGAUCAGAGCCAGCUACCGUGUCCAGGGACUUCUGGAUGCCUGAUCAGAGCUGUCGUGUUUGCUACGAGUGUGACUGUCAGUUUACUCUCAUCAACCGCAGGCACCACUGCCGUCUCUGUGGGAGAGUUUUCUGCGGCAAGUGUACUGCCAACUCUAUACCUUUGGCUGGGAGUGACUUGAGAGCUCCUCGGGAGGAGUGGGAGAGGAUCCGUGUUUGUAAUUAUUGUUUCAGGCAGUGGGAGGAGCAAGGUGAUGGUGGGGCUCACGUUUCGAAUGUCCCUGAGCUUAGCACCUCGCCUUCGGAGUCCAGUCUUCUUAGCUCGAAGACUAGUACCACUGCUAAUAGUAGUAGCUUCGCUCUUGGCUCCAUGCCGGGGCCAGCUGUUCCUUACCAAAGGGCUCAACGUGGUUCUGAUGUCAGUUUGCAUGGUGUAUCGUCUAUGGAGGCAGGCACGACGAGAAAAGGCAAAGAAACUUCGAGGAGGAACAGCUUCAUCGCUACAGAUGUGCAAGAUCCAUCUCGCUUUGCUUCAAAUAGGAGUGAUGAUGAGUACGAUGAGUAUGGUGUAUACCAGACUGAUAUUGAUACGAGCCAUUCUCCUCAAGCUAAUCAAUAUUAUGGGCCAAUGGAAUAUGAGGAGACGAGCAUAGGUGGUGAUGGGCCCUGUAAGCAUCUUAGUGGCGAAACCUCUGACCAGAAAAGUUUAAGCGGCUCUCCACUCAUUCACCAUUGUCUUGAGUCUCUGAUUGGGGAAGGAGCAGAGCAGUUCCAGAAGAAAGACGAGCAUGAUGGUCGUGACGAAUCUGAAGCUCCUUCUCCGCCAGAUGACCAAGUGGCGGAACCGGUGGAUUUCGAGAACAAUGGACUUUUGUGGGUCCCACCUGACCCGGAAAAUGAAGAAGAUGAGAGAGAAAGUCCUUUGUAUGAUGAGGAAGAUAAUGAGGGAGAGGCCUCAGGUGAGUGGGGAUACUUGCGACCUUCCGCUAGCUUUGGAAGUGGAGAGUACCGUAGCGAGGAUCGAACUAGUGAAGAGCACAAGAAGGCUAUGAAGAAUGUGGUUGAUGGGCACUUUAGGGCUUUGCUUGCACAGUUGUUGCAAGUCGAGAACAUCCCUGUGAGCGACGAAGAGGGGAAAGAGAGCUGGUUAGAGAUCAUCACCUCUCUUUCUUGGGAGGCGGCUAACUUAUUGAAGCCUGAUAUGAGCAAAAGUGGAGGAAUGGAUCCUGGUGGCUAUGUCAAAGUUAAGUGCUUAGCUUCCGGGUUUCGACAUGAUAGCAUGGUGGUUAAGGGAGUUGUUUGCAAGAAAAAUGUGGCUCAUAGGAGAAUGAGAGCGAAGAUUGAGAACGCUCGACUACUGAUUCUAGGCGGUGGGCUUGAGUAUCAAAGGGUCUCAAACCAGUUAUCGAGUUUUGAUACUUUGUUGCAACAGGAAAAGGAUCAUCUGAAGAUGGCUGUUGCAAAGAUUCACGCUGAACGUCCAAACAUUCUACUUGUUGAAAAAUCAGUUUCUCGGUUUGCGCAAGAGUACCUUCUAGCCAAAGACGUAUCUCUUGUUCUAAACAUUAAGAGGCCACUUUUAGACCGCAUUGCUCGCUGCACUGGUGCUCAGAUCAUCCCUUCUGUAGACCACCUCUCCUCUCAAAAGCUGGGUUACUGUGAGAAUUUUCGUGUGGAUAGGUUUCUUGAAGAACAUGGUUCAGCUGGUCAAGCUGGAAAGAAAGUAGUGAAGACGUUGAUGUAUUUUGAGGGUUGUCCAAGGCCUUUAGGCUUUACAAUUUUGCUUAGGGGUGCUAAUGAAGAAGAGUUGAAAAAAGUGAAGCAUGUGGUCCAAUAUGGAGUUUUCGCAGCUUAUCAUUUGGCACUGGAGACAUCGUUUCUUGCUGACGAAGGAGCCUCACCAGAACUCCCCUUGAACUCCCCGAUUACGGUAGCUCUUCCAGAUAAAUCCAUGAGCAUUGAACGUUCGAUAUCUACUGUGCCAGGUUUCAUGGUCUCUGCAUAUGAAAAGUCUCCAACAAUGCUAACUGGUUCCGAACCACAGCGAGCAAACAGUGUCCCAGCAUCUGAGUUGCUUUCAACCACUGCUAAUGUAUCCAUCCAGAAGGACAUAAACCCUCUGAUACCCAAUGGUUCAGGCUGGCAGGGUAGAGAAGGAACUCCGGGUUUCACAUUUUCACGCUAUAAUGUUCCAUUGAAUUUGCCUGACCGUUUGAUAGCUGGAAGAAACGCAGAUUUUUCUGAAAGAUCUGCACUGGCCGACAAAAGCAACCCAACAGACAUAUUGGACAGUUCCCUACAUUCAUCAGGGCAAGGCGUUGUGCCACAGAGUUCUCAAAGUAGUAAGAGCGUUGUAGUAGAAAACCAGGACAAUGGUACAGAGUUUAUGGCCAUCCAACAACAAAACAGUGAGACUCCAAAGGAACCACAAUCUCAAAAAGAGGAGUUUCCUCCGGCACCCUCUGAUCACCAAAGCAUCUUGGUUUCUCUAUCGUCCAGAUCAGUGUGGAAAGGAACUGUGUGUGAGAGGUCUCAUCUCUUCCGGAUAAAGUACUAUGGUAGUUUCGAUAAACCCUUGGGACGGUUCUUGAGAGAUCAUUUGUUCGAUCAGGGUUACAGGUGUCGUUCAUGUGAGAUGCCAUCAGAAGCUCACGUUCACUGUUACACUCAUCGACAAGGCAGCCUUACGAUAUCUGUCAAGAAGCUUCAAGAUUGUCUCUUACCUGGUGAAAAGGAGGGGAAGAUUUGGAUGUGGCAUAGAUGCCUGAGAUGCCCUCGACCUGACGGUUUUCCUCCCGCGACUCUACGAGUGGUGAUGUCUGAUGCUGCAUGGGGAUUAUCCUUUGGGAAGUUUCUGGAGCUCAGUUUCUCAAAUCACGCAGCUGCCAGUAGAGUAGCAUGUUGUGGCCACUCUCUCCAUAGAGACUGUCUUCGUUUCUACGGAUUCGGGAACAUGGUUGCUUGCUUCCGUUACGCUACUAUAGAUGUUAAUUCUGUCUACCUUCCACCAUCAGUUCUUAGUUUCAACUAUGAUAAUCAGGACUGGAUACAGAGAGAGACAGAUGAGGUGGUAGAGAGAGCUGAGCUUCUGUUUUCUGAAGUAUUGAAUGCUAUUAGUCAAAUUGCAGCAAAAGGUUUUAGGCGUCGAAUUGGUGAACUCGAAGAAUUGCUGCAAAGAGAGAAAGCAGAGUUCGAGGAUAAUAUUCAAAAGAUGAUGUUGCAAAGGGAGGUGAAGGAAGGCCAACCUCAAGUGGAUAUUCUUGAGCUGUACCGGCUUCGCAGGCAGCUGAUUUUUCAGUCAUAUAUGUGGGAUCACCGUUUGAUUAAUGCAUCAAGUUUAUCUAAGAUUGAGUGUAGUGAUGAAAAUGAGAAAGUACCCUUGGCUAAGAGCCAGACCCUCCCCGAGAUGAAUGCUGGGACUAACUCUCUUCUUUCUGGCUCAGAGGUUGAUCAGAAUCCUGAUGGUGGUUCUACCGAUGACACUAAGGUUCAGAAGGAAGCGGAUACGAAUUUAGAUAUGAAUCCGGAAAAGGAAGAUGGUGGAGAAGUCUCUCCCAGCAAGACCUUACCUGAUAGUUCUGAACCUCUGGAAAGUAAACUCGAUGUUCGCAGGACACAGUCUGAUGGCGAGAUAGUUACGAAAAAUCUAUCAGCUACUCUUGAUGCAGCAUGGAUAGGCGAGCGUCAGACAUCAGGGGAGAUUCCAACCAAUACUAAGAUCUUGCUUCCUCCUUCAAACUCUUCAACUUUCCCUCCAAUAGAUCUCCCAGAACAGCAAAACGAAUUCAAGGUGGCGUAUCCAGUUUCACCUGCUCUACCGAGUAAAGAUUAUGAGAGCUCAGAAGAUUCUGUAAGCUGGUUAGGUGUGCCAUUCCUCAAUUUCUACCGCUCCAUCAACAAGAAUUUUUUGCUUAGCUCUCAGAAGCUCGAUACAUUUGGAGAGCAUAGCCCUGUCUAUAUUUCAUCUUUUAGAGAGGCAGAGCUUCGAGGUGGACCAAGGCUACUUCUUCCCGUAGGCAUCAAUGAUAUUGUUGUUCCGGUGUAUGAUGAUGAACCCACAAGUAUGAUCGCAUACGCCUUGACGUCACCAGAGUAUCAACGUCAAAUUUCUGUUGAAGGGGAAUCUCUAGUUUCGUAUACUUCUGAACUGAACAUCCCUCGCCCAGUUGAUGACACCAUUUUUGACCCUAGCAGAAGCACAAGUUCGGUGGAUGAGAAUAUACUCUCAAUGUCCUCAUCUCGCAGUCUGGACCCGCUCUCAUAUACAAAAGCGUUACAUGCUCGAGUCUCAUACGGAGAAGACGGCACUCUUGGAAAAGUGAAGUACACGGUUACUUGUUACUAUGCAAAACGGUUUGAGGCCUUGAGAGGUAUAUGUAUCCCUUCGGAACUUGAGUAUAUAAGGUCUCUUAGCCGGUGUAAGAAAUGGGGAGCUCAAGGUGGGAAGAGCAAUGUCUUCUUUGCUAAAACCCUUGACGAUCGUUUCAUCAUCAAGCAAGUCACCAAGACAGAACUUGAAUCGUUCAUCAAGUUUGCACCUGCUUACUUCAAGUAUUUAUCCGAGUCUAUCAGCACGAAAAGUCCAACUUGUUUGGCAAAAAUCUUGGGAAUCUAUCAGGUCGCAACAAAGCAACUUAAGAGCGGGAAAGAAACAAAGAUGGAUGUUCUGAUAAUGGAGAAUCUUCUCUUUGGAAGAACUGUGAAGCGGCUUUAUGACCUCAAAGGAUCAUCCCGGGCGCGAUACAACCCUGACGCUAGUGGGAGCAACAAGGUCUUGUUGGAUCAGAACUUGAUUGAAGCAAUGCCAACUUCUCCCAUUUUCGUUGGUAACAAAGCUAAACGAUUGUUGGAAAGAGCUGUCUGGAACGAUACCGCUUUUCUUGCAUUGGGUGAUGUGAUGGAUUACUCGUUGCUAGUAGGCGUAGAUGAAGAAAAGAACGAGUUAGUUCUCGGGAUUAUCGACUUCUUGAGGCAGUACACAUGGGACAAACAUCUAGAGUCUUGGGUGAAAUUUACGGGAAUCUUAGGAGGACCAAAGAAUGAAGCACCAACGGUUAUCUCUCCAAAGCAAUACAAGAGAAGAUUCAGAAAGGCCAUGACGACUUACUUCCUCAUGGUUCCUGAUCAAUGGUCUCCGCCUAAUGUCAUUGCUAAUAACUCCAGGUCUGAUCAACCUGAAGAAACCUCUCAAGCCGGUACACAAGCAGAGUGAUACAUGAAUCCUCAUAAUAUCAAAGUUUUUUUUGUCUUGUAUAGAAAUUGGUUUUUGUGCAUUGGUUAGUGCAUUUAGGAGCACUAUUCUUCGGUUAUGAGUCUUCCUUCAUUGGUUUCUCUCUUGUAGAGUUGGGAUUGUCUAAGUUAUCAUCAGAAAGGUGUGAGAUUAUUUCAAUUUUUAUACUGUAAAGAAUGACAUUUUCUUGUGUAUAUGAGAUUCUUUUCAUAUAUGUUUUGAUGCUGGACACA